AUGGAUUACAGAGAAGAGCAACAAAGAAACCUUACGGGGUCACCUUCGGGAGUCGUCACUGGGUCUCCUCGCUCGGGCGUCGUCACCGAGUCACCUUCUCCUGUCGUCACCGGGUCACCUUCUCGCGUCGUCGCGUCGUCACCUUCUCACGUCCCCGUAGUAGAUUCUCCUUCUGAGGUUGCAAACACGCAUACGACACCACCGCCGGUGUGGCUUUUGGAGAAGAUGGGCGAAGUGAAUGGAUACGAUCCGAAGGUUAUCAUGGAGAGGAAAUUUACUAAGAACGACGUGAGCGUUAGACAAGGUCAACUCUUAAUCCCUAUAAGUCAGUUGCUUGAUUCAAGUUUCUUAGAAGACACGGAACGUACGAUGUUGGACACACAGACGAUGGCUGUUGAUUUCAAAAGUGAAGUCGGAUUGAGAACUUCCUUGUAUCGCAAUUCGUCGUCAGCGACUGAGUUAUUUUUGCAGAAAAGGCUAAGGAAUGGGGUUUGGGAUUUUGUCCUUAACAGAGGAUGGAAUAAAGUGUUGAAGAACUAUAAGUUAGUUGCUGGCAGCCCUUUUCGCCUAUGGUCUUUCCGAUCUUUGCAAUCGGAAGGUAGUAUCUUGUGCUUCGGCUUAGACUAUGCGGUUCCUGAAAACUCUGAUCCGGUAGAAGUUGAUGAUCCCGCAGAAGUUGAUUUGUCCAUUCCCAACAUCAAUUCUUUGGAAGAAACUGAUGAUUUGUCCCUUCCCGUAGAAGCUGAUUUGUUUCUUCUUGGAAGCUUUGCUACCGAACCCAUAAACAUACGAACGGGUAAAUCAAGCUAUUCGUUAUCAUGUACACAAGCUCAUGAAGCUAUGCAUUUGGCAACUUGA
Molecule: messenger RNA, 858 nt
Organism: Camelina sativa (false flax)
Lineage: Eukaryota; Viridiplantae; Streptophyta; Magnoliopsida; Brassicales; Brassicaceae
Source: RefSeq, a predicted model, not a curated record